Aspergillus nidulans FGSC A4 is the source of this 1816-nucleotide messenger RNA. Its product is annotated as TFIIB-type zinc finger domain-containing protein. Gene Ontology annotation, cellular component: RNA polymerase I core factor complex; RNA polymerase I transcription regulator complex; nucleolus. The transcript has 7 exons. Bases 75 to 1751 code for a protein of 558 amino acids. Gene Ontology annotation, molecular function: RNA polymerase I core promoter sequence-specific DNA binding. Lineage: Eukaryota; Fungi; Ascomycota; Eurotiomycetes; Eurotiales; Aspergillaceae. The record is from RefSeq and is a predicted model, not a curated record. Gene Ontology annotation, biological process: transcription by RNA polymerase I; RNA polymerase I preinitiation complex assembly.
CUUCCCGCUACCAGAUGACCAUGUUCUUUCCUUUCAAACCUGAGUUGUCAUGAGAAUGAAGCAGAUUUUCCUACAUGGAAUAUAUCACGCGAGAGCCUUGCGGCCAGGAGGGAUGCCGUGAGACUCGGUUUUUCCUUGACAAUGGCCUCUGGUUUUGUCGGCGGGGUCACCAGCAGGCGGGCCGGCAAGUAGAGGAAGAUCCUGAUGAUUUUGGAACUCAAGGCAAUAUCAGCCGGUUGAAGAAGCCUGUUGCCGAAAAGCUCCAAAAGAAGUACCGUGGUCGUCAGGCAUAUCGCCUGUUUCUUCAUAUCUAUCAAUUAAUUCUUUGGAAGCAAUGCCACGCUUUGGUGAACAACCAUGGCUUUCCGCCACAGCUCGAGGAUCUCGUUCGCGAUCUUUGGGCUCUUCGCUUGGAGACUUAUGCAAAGAAAAUUACCGAUGACGGCGAGGGGGAUGACUCUCAGCCGGAGUUUUUCAGUUCUCAACCAGCCAGUGGUCGUGAAGACACUGAGACAGAGACCUUCAGAGUGGGUAGCAAGCUCGUACAAUGGCCUCGUUUAAUCGAUACUGUCGCUCUAUGCUAUUUGGCGGCGCUCUUGAUGAGGCUCCCAGUCAGUGUCAUGGACUUUCAUCGGUAUGUUUUAGAUGCAUAUGUUGGAGCAGGGCUAAUUACUUUUUAUAGGAUGGUCAUGCGUAAUGACAUCCCUUAUUACAGGGUGUUCCUCCAUAUUCCCCGUGAUAUGAAGGAUAAGCUGCCCCAAGAGUACAUUGCUCUUCUCGAGACCACGAGGCUAUUGAAGCCGGAGGAUCUCCAUACUGCUAUAUUCGACCUUUCCUUUCGUUAUCAUGGCCAGUUCGGGGUGCAGUUCCCACCUUUGAAUACUCCCGUCUUGACAUACAGACUUAUCAAGAGGCUUGCGCUACCAGUCGACAUAUAUCCCGUCACGAAGAGGCUACAAACACUGAUAGGAUUUCCAUUCGAGUACCCAACCAAAAAAGUCGGCAGAAAAUGGAAGUCGCUCGACAAGCCUGAACUUCAACUCAUCACUCUCAUAGUGAUCGCAACCAAACUCUUGUUUCCAUUCGAUGAGGUUCAGCGGCAUCCCACAUCUGCACAGGAGCCUACCGUUCAGACGAUCAAUUGGGGAGCUUGGGCAGAGGUCCAGAAACUCCUUGAUCGCCGUAAUACAUCCUCUGGGAAAAUUGGCAAAGGCAAAGAAAUCCUUGUCAAAGAGGACGAUGUGCUGACCAUGACACCGGAUCAAUUGGACGAGUACAUGGACUGGUACGAGAGCUCUUGGUUAGACAACAGCAAUGCAACUAACCCCCUGGCCAAUCUGUUUCCCAUCGGGUCAGGCUCUAAGGAAACCCGGCAAAAUGCGCCCGCUGCUGAAGAUAGCGAAGAGGAAGCAGUUGAAGCAAUGUUACAAAACGCUUCUCGAUAUCUCAGAACGAAUCCUGUCGUUAGUGGAACUGAUCUGGAUAUACCUCGGCCUGGCUCUCUAUAUGUUCGCUACCGGCAUGAGUCUGAUCUACCAGACGCAGCACGAGCAUUCUACGAGACUGCAGCUAAGAUUACAGGGAUAUCUCUUUCCACUCUCGUCCGUUGUGUCUCCCAAGCAGAGCUUGAGAUUACCAAAUGGUUGGAGAACCAAAGACGCAUCAAGCAUUUCGCCGAACGCUCGAUGCAGGUAGUCGAGAAUUCGGAUGCUGGUGAGAUGGAGGAGUUUAGCGAGCAGGAAAUGCCCUAAAAACUUGCAUAUUUAAUCUUUCUUUUGGCAGUGAAGUCCAAAUAUAAUCUACACCAACAACAGAG